AUGGCGGUCGCUCUGAGGCUUUUGCUGGGCGCGCGCGUUCGUGCUGCCGUGGCUCGCCGUGGUUUCGCGACCCGGGGAAUGGCAGAGCCGGGCAUUCUCGGCCGGGAGCCGGACCCCGAUUCCGACUGGGAGCCGGAGGAGCGGGAGCUGCAGGAGGUGGAGAGCACCCUGAAACGACAGCAGAAAGCCGCCCGAUUCCAGAAAAUUCGGAGGCAAAUGGAAGCGCCGGGUGCUCCGCCCAGGACCCUGACGUGGGCUGCCAUGGAGCAGAUCCGGUAUUUGCAUAAAGAAUUUUCAGAGGCCUGGUCAGUUCCCAGAUUAGCUGAAGGCUUUGGUGUCAGCACUGAUGUGAUCCGGAGGGUUUUAAAAAGCAAGUUUGUCCCCACAUUGGAGCAGAAACUGAAGCAGGAUCAAAAAGUCCUUAAGAAACCUGGGCUUGCCCACUCGCUCAGGCAGCUCCCAGGUUCCCAGGAUACCUUGAAGAUGCUGCCCGCCGGCCACUCUGGAUCAGGUGCUUUGUUGAUGCCAACAGAUGAAACCUCAUUCAAAGGCUGGGGUCACAGCACAGGUUUGAAAGUGAUAGAAUCGAACACUCCCAGUACAGAUUCGCCAAGGAGACAGAAGGGAGGGGACAGAGGAACCCAGGACCCGCAGCAGGAGCGCCGUGUGCCUGUUGCAGCCACAGGUCGUGCGCAAGAACUGCGCAGGUGCGCCCCCAGUGAUCGUGCGGCCUCUAGACGGGCUCACGGGGAUGGGCUGCCCAGUGCCGAGAAGCUGGAAGAGGUGAAGGCACAGGAGCCAGGUGACCAGAACUUCAGCAGCAGCGUAGUCCAGAGGGGGCGAGAGUUCUUUGACAGUAACGGGAACUUCCUGUACAGAAUUUGAGCCGGAGCCUGGACUGUGCAGAUGCCACCUGAAGUGCGGCUUGGGAGAGUAGCUUUGGAGCUGCCUGGACUUCCGCGCGUGGAUUAUCCACCUUGGGGUAGGAGGAAGCGAAGAGUCUGCAACGUGGGAGGAGAGGGCUGCUCAGAUCUGAACCCGACGAAGGGCAGUGAGCUGCACGGGGCACAUGUGUUCGGCAGGGCAGGGUUCGGGACCAGGGCAGGGUUCGGGACCGGCUGGGUAGAGUCCAGCCUCCUGCAGCUCUGCUCCUGGUCUGGCCCGGAUGGGUCCUCAGUGCUCCUCCUCCUCGCCUGAGCUCUCUCUGUUGAAACCAGCCCGGGUUGUGUGCGUUGUUAAGACCCUGUGUGAUGCUCGUAGUAUAUGUUUGGGAAAAAAUGAAAAGUUUGCCUUCUAACCUUGUUUACUUCUUGAUUAAUGAAUACUGAUAGUUCUGGACCUGCUUAGUAGCCAAUUGAAUGUGUUCCUUAUGUGCAAAAUAAAGUAAAGUGUAGCAGUU
Messenger RNA from Suricata suricatta (meerkat), 1399 nucleotides. It is a transcript of the gene NGRN, whose product is annotated as neugrin, neurite outgrowth associated. Lineage: Eukaryota; Metazoa; Chordata; Mammalia; Carnivora; Herpestidae. The transcript is spliced from 3 exons. The coding region runs from base 1 to 885 and encodes 294 amino acids. Gene Ontology annotation, cellular component: nucleus. The record is from RefSeq and is a predicted model, not a curated record.